AUCAAACACAACCGAUAUUGGGCUAUCCUUUUGCUCUGAUAAGGACUACUCGUAUUGGGCCCAUGGUUUUGUACAUGAAAAUGGGCCAUAUGUACCCAUAGCCCAUUUCUGCUACUGAAAAACUCAUUUCACUUGCAGUCGUCGUCUUCGUAGCGGCAUUAACAGCUCCUCGGAUCUGCUUACUUUCUUCUCUUCAGUUUGGUGACAGCAGCUUCAUCCUCGUGCUCCCUUUCUAUUUCAGCACGCGAGCUUGUAUUCUGAGCCGUCGAAUUGAAGUAAAUGGUAUUCUUGCACGCUCUCAACAGAGGUGAAGCUCUUUUUGCCCGUCGUUUGCAGCCCCAAAGCUCCCAUCUUUUCACCUAUCUAUGCAUGGGCCCACAUCAACUUCACAAGAUUGUCGAUGACAUUUAUUCUUAUUCCUGCAGUUCAUAUCCUCACUUCCAAAAGCCUUGUCUUUUCCAUUCCGCGGCUAGUCCUUCCGUUGAAUGCCUACACGAACAAAUAGAAUCACCUGACAGUGUAAAAAAACCAAGAGACGACGAAAAACGAAGGCAGGACCCGACUAACGUUUUCAAAAAAUGGGGUUGCUCGGAGAGCGACAUCUCUAGAAUUUUCGAGCGGCGCCCGUCUCUCCGUAAAACCGAUAUUCACGUCCUUCAAUCCAAGCUCCAAAUCCUCUCCGAACUGGGCAUCGAAUCCAGUGACCUGGUGAAGAUGAUCCACUGCCGGCCCCGCCUCCUCAACUCCAAGAUCAAUGUCAUGCUCAACGAGCGUGUCAACUAUCUCGAAUCCCUGUUCGGCUCCCGAGAGCUCCUGGCCAAAGCUUUCGUCCGAAACCCUUCACUACUAACUUACGACUUUCAUAACAAGAUGAAACCGGCUGUCGCCAUGUAUGAGUCGUUGGGCCUUAGCAGAGAAGACUUGAUAUUCAUGCUCUUGUCACGCCCUACUUUGAUCCCUCGCACCACAUUAGACGAAGAAAAGAUAGAGUACAUUCGCAAAACCGGGGUCUCAAAAGACUCGAAAAUGUACAAACACGUAGUAUCCUUAUUGGGCAUAUCCCGAAUCGAGACCAUUAGGGAAAAAGUUGUGAAUUUGGGCAAGUAUGGGAUUCCGGAGAAUAAGGUUUACGGGCUCAUCGGGCGGUCCCCUUUCUUGUUAACUUUGUCUGUUGAUAAUGUCCAACGGCACAUGACUUUCAUACUGGCCACGAUGAAGCUUCCAGCAACCGUCUUGCUUCAAUGCCCGUUUUUGUUGUAUGCUAGUUUGGAGAGUGUGUUGAGACCACGAUUCAGGGUCGCCUGUAAGAUAGAGGAUAUGGGUCUUUUUCCUGAGGUUAAAGGGCCCUCGCUGUUGAGGGCAUUGAGGAUGUCUGAAAAACGCUUCAUCUCGGCUUUUAUUACGUGUCACCCGGAGAGUGUGGUUGAAGAGUUGAUGGCAGAGUAUAGAAAUGCAAAAUGUGUUAGGCGACUAGCAGAGUCUUCAAAGAAGGUGUCAAAUAAAGGGUUUCCCUUCUGAUCAUUUUUGGUUAUAUUCGGAUUAUGUCAAAAGAUAUAUAUAUAAUAUUUUGAUUUGGUUAAGAUCAAUUUUAGGCUUUUAGCAUUUAAUUGAAGUUCUAGCCAUGUAACCAGCAAACAUUAUUACAUUCAUCCCUUAAUUUUUUUUUGAAAUGCAACAGUUGUCCUCGAAGGUUGUUGGACAUUGAAGAUCAAGC
Messenger RNA from Striga asiatica, 1714 nucleotides. Lineage: Eukaryota; Viridiplantae; Streptophyta; Magnoliopsida; Lamiales; Orobanchaceae. The record is from the annotation of a GenBank genome assembly.